Molecule: messenger RNA, 1086 nt
Organism: Rhodofomes roseus
Lineage: Eukaryota; Fungi; Basidiomycota; Agaricomycetes; Polyporales; Fomitopsidaceae
Exons: 2
Coding region: 193-885 (230 amino acids)
Molecular function (GO): protein binding
Source: RefSeq, a predicted model, not a curated record
CAUGGCCUUACCAAGGUGUUGCUCUGCGACGUCGUGGGGGACGGCGGUGUCCUCGGCAGUGUCAACCUUCCCGCACGCCUCCAGGCUCGCGAGGAGCUGCGACUGAACACGAACGGAGGCGUGCUGUUGCCCGUCCACGUCCGGCCGAACGGCGAUAUCGUCGCGACGUCCUCCGAGGCAUGGGGCGAGAAGAUGGAGGUCCUGUUCUGGCGCGGGGCGGACGUUUCGAAGUCCCCUGAGCCAGCCGCGAGCUUUACGCUCGAUUGUGGAGUCGAGGACGGCGAUACGAUCUACCCGAUCUGCAGUGAACCUCUGGACGAGAAGACGCGCUUGCUCGCCGUCUACGAGGCGUUCGGUAGCGUGCUCCAGAUGGGGUGCGCCUGCCAGACGUCGAUCUUCGCCAUUGACGCGGAGACCAUGACCAUCCGGUGGCACGCGAAUCCCAUCGGAGGCUGGGUGCACACCAUUCGGUACGUUGCUGCGCUGGACGUCAUCGUCGCCUUCGGACGGCAUCAACAUGACGACGACCAGAAGCGCGACAGGUUCCAGUACGUAGUUGUCCUCGACGCCACGACUGGCAGCCAGCGGCGGAUGGAGACGAUCAACUACAGCGUGCAGCGCAGUGAAGUGAUAUACAGCGGCCUCAGUCGGAUUGCAGAUGACUUCGUAGUCGUCGUUGUUUUCGACGACGGGUCAACGUGCGCUGUCGACUUGAGGCAUUUCCUCGAACAUGGCUUCCUGAGGGAAGGACAGCGAUUGGUGGUUUCCAGGUCGCCGCUGGGAGAAGGGUCCGAUGUCAAGGAAGCAGCCGUGUCUGGGCAGACGGUGAUCGCGUCCGUUGUCGAUGGUAGCGGGUCUCGUAGCUUGUAUUUCAGUCUCCCGUAGAGAUCCAGGAGAACGGCUAAGAUGACAUAGGAUGUGCUGCGUUGUUGUCCUUGAAUCUUGAUUGAUACAAUUGUGUGUACUGCUGUAUACUUCAUGACUUGGAUCAAAUUCGUUGGAUGUCGACUAGUCAAAUCGGAGCACUGCGUGAGCACAACGCAAGCACAAAGGGCGGAUGAAUCCGAAUAGACGUCCACGUCGACG